Drosophila grimshawi is the source of this 2471-nucleotide messenger RNA. RefSeq names its product proton-coupled amino acid transporter-like protein pathetic (gene path). Gene Ontology annotation, cellular component: vacuolar membrane. The transcript has 8 exons. The coding region runs from base 306 to 1718 and encodes 470 amino acids. Gene Ontology annotation, molecular function: amino acid transmembrane transporter activity. Gene Ontology annotation, biological process: amino acid transmembrane transport. Lineage: Eukaryota; Metazoa; Arthropoda; Insecta; Diptera; Drosophilidae. The record is from RefSeq and is a predicted model, not a curated record.
AAUUUCGAUUCGUGUGCGGAGCGGACCAGCUCCACCUCAUUUUGGUUAAUCCGAAUUGCUGGCGGUCCUUCUAUGAACAUUUGAAACAUGCGGCACUAAAUAUUAUUUUUAAUUUAUUAUUAAAGUAAACUAUUACCAAAAAAAAAGAGUACGUCGUUAAUCUUUGUGCUAAUUUCAUUAGUGUCGAUAUUUAAGAAAGUUAUAACUCAAGGAGACAACAGCAACGCGACAGUGAAUAAAACUCUGCACUGUGCGAAAUUUAGCGGUAAAAACCAAAUAGCAUCUCACACACACCCACACACAAAAUGGUCAACAUUAUAGAUGGCGGCGCCAAACAUGCGCCACACGAAAUGGAACAAUUUCUGCCCGGCGACGGAUCCAGCAAACCCACGAUACAGCCGAGGAAAGCAGAUACCGAGCAGGGCUUGGCUAACGGUGACUUCGAUCCGUUUACAUCGCGCGAUAUUGAGCAUCCCACUACAGAUAAUGAAACGUUAACGCAUUUGCUGAAGGCCUCUUUGGGUACUGGCAUUCUGGGAAUGCCAUUUGCCUUUAUGUCUUCCGGACUUGUUAUGGGCAUUUUUGCCACCAUCUUUACCGCCUUUAUUUGCACGCACUGCAGUUACGUGCUGGUCAAAUGCGGUCACAAGCUGUACUACAAGACGCGUCGCACCAAAAUGACAUUUGCUGAAAUCGCCGAGGCUGCAUUCCAGAAGGGUCCGAAACCUUUGCGCGGCUUGGCGCCAGUUGCUAAGUUCUCCAUAUUGUUUGGCCUGUUCCUCACAUACUUUGGCACUUGCUCCGUCUACACGGUGAUUGUGGCCAAGAAUUUCGAGCAAGUGCUGGGCCAUUGGAUGGGUUGUAAACUCGAGUCACGCGUCCUCAUCUGCAUAAUGCUUAUUCCAUUGAUCUUGAUCGCCUGGGUGCCAAAUCUGAAGUAUCUGGCGCCCGUCUCGAUGGUGGCCAAUGUUUUCAUGGGUCUCGGUUUGGGCAUUACAUUCUACUAUCUGGUCCAGGAUCUGCCGCCAAUUGAGAAACGUUCAUUAUUCGAGCUGUCUACGCUGCCCGCAUUCUUCUCCAUAACCAUAUUUGCCAUGGAGGCAAUCGGUGUCGUAAUGCCACUGGAGAAUAACAUGAAGACGCCACAGAAUUUCCUUGGCAUUUGCGGUGUGCUCAGCAAGGGCAUGUCGGGUGUUACCAUGAUCUAUAUGCUUCUCGGAUUCCUUGGUUAUAUGCGCUAUGGCACACUCACUGAAGAGAGUAUCACAUUGAAUCUGCCCAUCGAAGAGUGGCCUGCUCAGGCUGUGAAGAUCUUGAUCGCAUUGGCUGUCUACUGUACAUUUGGACUACAGUUUUACGUGUGCCUGGAGAUUGUCUGGGAUGGCAUCAAGGAUAAGUGCACCAAACGUCCCAUUCUCGUCAACUAUGUGCUGCGCACCGUUCUGGUAACUGCUGCUGUGGUGUUGGCCAUUUCAGUGCCAACUAUUGCGCCAUUUAUGGGUCUGAUCGGUGCCUUCUGCUUCUCCAUACUCGGUUUGAUCUUUCCGGUCAUCAUUGAACUCAUCGUGCACUGGGACAGCGGCUUCGGUCCCGGCAAUUGGAUUGUGUGGAAGAACGUUGUCAUCGUCUUAUGUGGCUUUGGCGCACUCUUUUUCGGCUCUGUGUCUGCCGUCAGGGAUAUCAUGAAAGUAUACAGCGGACCAUCGGAGGCCCAAUAAGUGGGCUUCUUUGGGUAAUCCUCCAAUCUGGCUCGUGAGAUUGGAAUGUUACCCAAAGGAAAAGAGCCGUAAUACAAACAGUGCUAUACCAAGGGAUAUAUAUUUGUUAUAUACACUCAAUGUGUACAUUUGAUAAACGAUAUACUUUUUAGCAUAGAUUGUAGCGCUGCAGGGGCCAUACUGAAUGUAGCUCCGUUUUUUUGUUUCCUAUUGGAAUCUAACUAUUGUUAGAUGUAAAACUGUGCCCACAUAUUGUACAGUUUUAAAUUCGAUGCUAAAGUAGUACCAAAGGUUUACUACUUAUAUUUAAGUGCCUCUCCAUAUGGCAUACACAGCACCAAUUGUCCGCUUUAGCACUUUUUUAGUAUGCAUGCAAAUUGCAAUUAUAUAAAAAGAAUACCAUACCAUAAUUGAAAUGAAUUGUGCAGUACAUUUUAGUACCACAUUCAAAUAGUUAGCAUCAAAUCGUCUAGUAUAUAUUAAAAUCAGUGAUUCAAUUGAAUUUUAAAUUAUUUUAGUACAAACUAAAAAGACUUUUAUAGCACUCCCUCCCCCAGCCCGUUUGCAUGAUUUUUGUUUAUUUUCCCGUUCCUCUGUUCUAAAAUAGUAUUACACAAGAAUAACAAAAUUGCAACCCUUUAAUAUUUUUGCUUGUGUGCAACGAAUUGUUUUUAGCGUCUUCAGUUCCUGUAGGUUCCUAAAGUCCCUGUUAGGCAUAAUAAAAAAAAAUCAUUUUAUUUUUGUAUAUAUAGA